This is a messenger RNA of Diaporthe amygdali, 987 nucleotides long. RefSeq lists its product as uncharacterized. The coding region runs from base 1 to 987 and encodes 328 amino acids. Lineage: Eukaryota; Fungi; Ascomycota; Sordariomycetes; Diaporthales; Diaporthaceae. Gene Ontology annotation, molecular function: hydrolase activity. The record is from RefSeq and is a predicted model, not a curated record. The transcript has 3 exons.
AUGGACACUCUCACCAAGAAGACUAUCACCACGAAGCGUGGCUUUGAGUAUACGUACUAUGUCUCCCCCGCCGCAGCUGGGAAGCCAACCCUGGCCCUGCACCACGGUUUCCCCGACCAGGCCGAAGAGUGGGAGGACCUCAUCGUCAACCAUCUCAAGCCGGCCGGAUACGGCGUCAUAGCUCCGGACCUGCUCGGAUACGGCGGUACUUCAAAGCCGACCGAUCCGGAGGCCUACAAGUUUGGCGGUAUGACCGCCGAUGUUGUGGAGAUAAUCGACGCUGAGAAGGUCGACAAGGUUAUCUCCUUGGGCCACGACUGGGGCUCUCGCGCCGCUCAAAUGCUCUACAACUUACAUCCCGAGCGGGUUUCGGGUCUUGUCAUGGUCAACGUUCCUUGGAUGGGCGCGACAAAGGGUCCAAUGGAUCUUGAUGCGCUCUUGGCGCAAGCGCAACAGGUUUUUGGAUACGGCACGUUCUGGUAUUGGAAGCUUUUCACUGCAGACGACGGAGCGAAGGUGCUCAACGAGAACCCAGAUAUCCUCUUCGAUAUUGCACACGCGCCUGAGUCAUGGAUGGCGACAUUCUGCACCGAGAACGGUAUGCGCAAGGCGUUGGAGAAUAGAGGCGAGGGAUUCGACAUCAAACGGCGAGCGUACGCUACCGAAGAGACGAAGAAGGCGUUCAUCGAGAGAUUCAAGCGGGACGGUUUCGAUGGCCCGGUGUGCUGGUACAAAAGUCACGUAUUCGGCCAACAGAGCGAAGAGGCCAACCCCGAUAACCAGGUCGUGAAUGUCCCAUCGCUUUUCCUAGGGUAUGAAGAAGACGUGGUCUGCAGGAAGGAGGGCAUAUUGCCUUUUAUCCAGGCGGGCGCGCUACCGCAACUGACUAACGUUACCCUGAACGGUGGUCAUUGGGGGUUGCUGGAAUUCCCAAAAGAGUUUGGAGAGAAUGUUACCCAGUGGCUUCAGAAGAACUAUGGGUCCUAG